Messenger RNA from Euleptes europaea (tarantolino), 1758 nucleotides. RefSeq names its product hyaluronan synthase 1-like. Lineage: Eukaryota; Metazoa; Chordata; Lepidosauria; Squamata; Sphaerodactylidae. The transcript is spliced from 4 exons. Gene Ontology annotation, biological process: extracellular matrix assembly; hyaluronan biosynthetic process. Gene Ontology annotation, molecular function: hyaluronan synthase activity. The coding region runs from base 1 to 1758 and encodes 585 amino acids. The record is from RefSeq and is a predicted model, not a curated record.
AUGCCACGUCCGGCGCCAAGCAAGCCUCAGACCUCCUUCCCCCGCUAUUUCCUCACCUACUUCCUCUCUUCCCUCCUCCUCAUCGCCAUCUUGGCCUCUUACACUUUGGGCUUCCAACUGGUACGGGACCCGCAGAACCUGGUUUCUCUGGGCCUCUACGGAGUUUUCUUGACUCUCCACUUCCUUGCCCAGGGAUGUUUUGCAUGCAUGGAACUGCGUAAGCAUCGAGUGGGCCCCCUGCCCUGCAGCCCCUCCAAAACGGUGGCCCUCACCAUUUCUGCCUAUCAGGAGGACCCUUCCUACCUGCGCCAGUGCCUCGAAUCAGCCCGAGAUGUGGCCUAUCCAAAGCACCUUCUCUCCGUGGUGAUGGUUGUGGACGGCAACGGCCCUGAAGAUCGGUACAUGAUUGAGAUGUUCCGGGAGAUCUUUCGUUGGGAAGACGUCGGUACCUACGUCUGGGAGGGCAACUACCACAGCCACCCAGGGACGGAAGAACUGAAGGAGGCCCAACAGCGGGAAGUGGAGACGUUGAUCAGGAACAAGCGAUGUGUCUGCAUCAUGCAGAAGUGGGGCGGGAAGCGGGAGGUGAUGUACACCGCUUUCCGAGCUCUAGGGGACUCAGUGGACUAUAUCCAGGUCUGUGACUCAGACACCAAACUGGACUCAAUGGCUACCGUGGAACUAGUGAAGGUGCUGGAGUCAGAUGAGCGCUACGGGGCCGUCGGGGGGGACGUGCGGAUCCUCAACGUAACAGACUCGUUCAUCAGCUUCAUGAGCAGCCUGCGCUACUGGAUGGCCUUCAACAUCGAACGCGCCUGCCAGUCGUACUUUGACUGCGUCACCUGCAUCAGCGGCCCCCUGGGCAUGUACCGUAACAACCUAUUGCAGAUGGUCCUGGAGCCCUGGUACCAUCAGACCUUCAUGGGUAAAAAGUGCACCUUUGGGGACGAUCGGCAUCUCACCAACCGUAUCCUGAGUCUCGGCUAUGCCACCAAGUAUGCCCCACAUUCCAUCUGCCGCUCCGAGACACCUUCUGUCCUCCUGCGUUGGGUCUCCCAGCAGAUGCGCUGGUCUCGCUCGUACUUCCGCGAGUGGCUCUACAUGGUCCUGUGGUGGCCCCAGCACUCCCCCUGGCUGGCCUACGAGGCCAUCGUUUCAGGACUGUUCCCUUUCUUGGUGGCCAGUACAACUCUGCGGCUCCUUUAUACCGGCAGCCUCUGGGGUACGCUGUGGCUGCUCAUCAGCAUCCAGAUGGGCGGCCUGGCUAAGGCCUUGUAUGCCACCGUCCUCCGUCGCAGUCCCAUCAUGCCCCUGGCUUCUCUCUACUCUGCCCUCUACAUGGCUGUUCUGCUACCCACCAAGCUCUUUGCCCUGGUCACCCUGCCUUGGGCAGAGGGUUGGGGCACCUCUGGCCGGCUCCAUAUCCGCAUUAACUAUUUGCCUGUCUUGCCUCUGCUUGCUUGGUGGGGGGCUGUGCUGGGGGGAUUGAGUUUCACCCUCUAUAAAGAGGCCAUGGGAGGCUGGCAGGAUCUGGAAGUACUGAUCUAUGGGUUAUCUGCCUGCUUAGCCCACUGGGGGGUUCUGCUCGGCUUCUAUUUGGUGCAAGUGCGGCGUGCCUGCAGGCGUCGACAUAGAAUCUACCACUUAGAUCAAGCCAGGAGAGUUUGGGAGGGCGGAGAGCUGGGAAUCCCUGGAAAGUACAGACCAAUGGGAGAAAUGGGUUUCAAGCUGGAGUCACUUCAGAGCAAUUGUGUAUAA